This is a messenger RNA of Danio aesculapii, 2163 nucleotides long. RefSeq names its product glycerophosphodiester phosphodiesterase domain containing 1 (gene gdpd1). The transcript is spliced from 10 exons. Gene Ontology annotation, cellular component: endoplasmic reticulum membrane. Lineage: Eukaryota; Metazoa; Chordata; Actinopteri; Cypriniformes; Danionidae. Gene Ontology annotation, molecular function: phosphoric diester hydrolase activity; phosphatidylcholine lysophospholipase A1 activity. The record is from RefSeq and is a predicted model, not a curated record. Bases 307 to 1263 code for a protein of 318 amino acids. Gene Ontology annotation, biological process: glycerophospholipid catabolic process; N-acylethanolamine metabolic process.
CCGAGCAAUAUGUAAACUGCGCAGGGGGAUGGCCUGUCAAGAAACAUUGAACUGCAAGCCCAUGGGGUGGGUUUACAAAGAAAUGCAUGAAGGUGGAACUAAAGCAGGAUCUAAUCUUACUGAUACUAUAUGUUCUGCCUUGAAGCUUCGCUCGGGUUUCUUCUGAUCGCGGAUACAGUGCGGCGGCGGCUGGCCAGCGGUGCUGGAUGAAACCGGCCGGUGCGGUGACACUCACUUUUCAAUGAAUUUUUCAUCAAACAAGUGAUUUACAGGACUUCCUCGCUUGUCCGACUGAUAAAAGUGAAAAUGAGCGCCGCGGUUUAUGUUCUAUCCACGGUUACCGGAUAUGUGCUCACCUCGGCGUUACUGCUGAAGUGUCCUUCUCUGCUUCACCGGCGAAAGAGAGAAGCCUUCCGGAGCAGACACAUCUCUCACCGCGGCGGAGCUGGUGAGAACUUGGAGAACACAAUGGCAGCUUUCAAGCAUGCUGUUAAACUAGGCACAGACAUGUUGGAGCUGGACUGUCACUUGACCAAGGAUGAGCAGGUGGUGGUAUUACAUGACUCCAGCCUGAAGAGGUCGACUGGCAUUAAUGCAUACGUUGCUGAUGUGGCUUAUGCUGAUCUUCCACCUUACCUUUGUAAGCUUGGGGUCAGUUUCAAACGAGACUGCUACUGUGAAGGAGGAGAAGACAAACGCAUCCCCCUGCUGAGAGACGUGUUCGAAGCUUUCCCAAGCACCCCGGUAAACAUCGACAUCAAGGUCAACAAUGACACCCUCAUCAAGAAGGUGUCUGAGCUGGUCAUUCAGUAUAACAGGGAGGAUCUGACUGUCUGGGGAAACUCCAGCAAUGAAAUUGUUAAGAAAUGUCACAAAGAGAAUCCACAAAUCCCAAUCUUGUUCAGUUUGCCCAGGGUGCUUCUGUUGCUAGGUCUUUUCUACACCGGCCUUCUGCCCUUUGUGCCGAUAAAAGAACAAUUCCUGGAGAUUCCCAUGCCUUCAAUCAUUUCCAAACUCAAAGAUCCUCAGCGUCAGACACGGAGUCAGCGCUUCAUAACAUGGUUGGCUGACAAGGUCCUCAUGAGGAAAUCUCUGUUCGAUCAUCUGACAGGCAGAGGAAUACAGGUGUACGUCUGGGUGUUGAACGACGAGGAGGACUUUCAACGUGCCUUUGACCUUGGAGCUACAGGAGUUAUGACAGACUAUCCCACCAAGCUAAAGGAGUUCAUGGAGAAAAACAACUACGCUACCACCCUUAAAUAGGACUUGCUGGCCAAAGUAAAUGAUCGAUAUGGUUUUCCACUGAUCUUUGGCCUCUAAAUGGGUCUUUUAAUUGCCCAAAAAUCUUUGAUGUUUAUGUCUGUGCGUGUAGAAGUGGCUGCUAUCAGUUCUGGAUUCAUCGAAGCCAAUUAUAUGUGAUGAAAUCCUUCCAUAGCAAUACAUGUUAUCAAUAACAGACUGAAGAUGAAUUAUCAAAUAUGUUGGAGUGACGUCAUCAUCAUUCUGACAUUUCUGUGUGGUUUACUCUACUAUGGGCACCUUCAUUGUAUUAUUGAAAAGUAGUUUAGUUUCAUUACAUUGUGAGGAUGUAAAUCCUGCUGGUAUGUUGUUGUUUUUUUCAGCAGUUUCCACAAUAACACUGAACUCACUGAAGAUUGCCUAAAAGACAAGACCGAAGCUACUGAUGUUUUUGCAAGGCACUGAGAGUAAAGACCGGUAUCAAGGGUUUCUUUUGGGAUUGUUGAGGGACCAAUAUUCAGAGUGCAUCAGGGAUAUUAAUGUUUACUGCAUUACUUUGCUGUUGUUUGAUUGACAUGUAAUUUGUACAAUAAGAGAUUACAGGGUUACGUAUAUAAUAUUUUAUGUGUGACCAGUCAGAAAUUGACACACCAACUCAGUCUUUGUUAUUCCUAUUUUAACUUGUGACAAUGUUAACGUGAUCAAAAGUAUCUAAAACUGCAGUCAAAACAUUUUACACAAGCAAAAAACUCGUAUCUGAGCUACUUCAAAAUCUUUUAAUGCCCACUGCAACAUGGCCACACAUACUAAUACAAUAAUUUAAAUAAUAAUGCAUACAAAAAACUAUUUUAAGUUUUCAAGGAGUAGACUUUAGCAUAGAAGGGUUUCUGAUCACGGAAAAUAAAGUCAUUCUAGUGUGGCUAA